Homalodisca vitripennis (glassy-winged sharpshooter) is the source of this 711-nucleotide messenger RNA. Its product is annotated as coiled-coil domain-containing protein 12. The record is from RefSeq and is a predicted model, not a curated record. Gene Ontology annotation, cellular component: post-mRNA release spliceosomal complex; U2-type spliceosomal complex. NCBI's taxonomy places the organism in Eukaryota, Metazoa, Arthropoda, Insecta, Hemiptera, Cicadellidae. Bases 162 to 641 code for a protein of 159 amino acids. The transcript has 4 exons.
UCUACAGACGGUAGCCGGCCAUAUAGCCACAGCGUUUGAGUUUUGUUGUGUUUUGUACUUGAAAUGUUAUUUUAAGUUCUAGGUUAGGUUAUAAUGGUGACUGGAUAGAGAGUUUGUUAUUGUUUAUUUACAAGCUAAUGUAUUAAAGGAACUGAAGUACAAUGACAUCAGAAGAGAAGAUCGGUAGUCUUGCAGAGGAAGCAAUCAAGAGGAAAGAGAGAUUAAAAAAUUUGAAGCGAAAAAUCGAGGAACAAGGCAAGGAAGAUAGCAAAACAACCGGUGAAGCAGGAGUGUUACCAAAACCUAAGUUUAGAAGUUAUGUUCCGGAGGAUGAGGUACUUAAAGAGAAUGUCGUUCCAGCAGCAAGACCAGGAGAUGUGGAAGGAGAGGUGAAGGACCAGUUAGAAGCAGCAAACUCAAGAGUUGUCAUUGAAGACUUGGAUCUUUCGAACUUGGCUCCUAGAAAGCCAGACUGGGACUUAAAAAGAGAUGUGGCUAAGAAGUUGGAACGCCUGGAAAAGCGAACCCAGCGAGCUAUAGCAGAAUUGAUACGAGAACGACUCAAGUCAGAUCAAGCAGAUUUGGCUACCAGUGUAAAUAUCGGAGCGAGAGUCAUGCAAGAUGAUAGAGAUGAAGACUAAAGAUUGAGUCAAUCUAUUGUACAUGUGUAAAUAUAACAUUUGUGUCAUUAAAUAUUUUGUACAAUUUUCA